UCAACACCACCACCAACAACACCAUCACCACCACCAACAACAACACCAUCACCAUCAACACCAUCACCACCACCACCAUCACCACCACCACCAACAACACCAUCACCACCACCAACAACAACCCCAUCACCAUCAACACCAUCACCACCACCACCACCACCACCACCAUCACCAACACCACCAACAACAACACCAUCACCAUCAACACCACCACCACCAACACCAACAACACCAUCACCACCACCACCACCAUCACCAACAACACCAUCAACACCAUCACCACCACCACCAUUACCACCACCACCAACACCAACAACAACACCAUCAUCAACACCAACAACACCAUCACCAUCACCACCACCACCACCAACACCAACAACACCACCACCAACACCAUCACCAUCAUCACCACCAACAACAACACCACCAUCACCAUCAACACCAUCACCACCACCAACAACACCAACAACAACACCAUCA
This is a messenger RNA of Dicentrarchus labrax (European seabass), 480 nucleotides long. RefSeq lists its product as uncharacterized. The transcript has a single exon. The annotation marks the transcript as partial. Lineage: Eukaryota; Metazoa; Chordata; Actinopteri; Moronidae. The record is from RefSeq and is a predicted model, not a curated record.